Messenger RNA from Xiphias gladius (swordfish), 6035 nucleotides. RefSeq names its product ATP-binding cassette, sub-family C (CFTR/MRP), member 5 (gene abcc5). Lineage: Eukaryota; Metazoa; Chordata; Actinopteri; Istiophoriformes; Xiphiidae. The record is from RefSeq and is a predicted model, not a curated record. Gene Ontology annotation, biological process: transmembrane transport. Gene Ontology annotation, molecular function: ATP hydrolysis activity; ATP binding; ABC-type transporter activity. Gene Ontology annotation, cellular component: membrane.
CCCGCGCUGCUGCUGCUGCUGCUGAGAGUCUGGGCUGCAGCUUUACAGAGGAAGAGCUGUUUACUGAGAACAGCGGACCUGAAAGAGGACAGGGAGGACGGAGGGUCCGUCCACACGGCGCGGACACGCAGACAGACAGACUUUGAGCAAAGGGGGUCCGAGGUCACAGCUCCAUGUGGUCCGGUAGAAGAUGAGAGAACAUGACUUUGGACAGAGCGAGCCGGGGUCUCUACAAGCCUCCUGCAGCACUCUGCCGGGGUCAGAGGUCAAACUGCACCAGGAUGUCAAGAUCCAGGGUGCAUUGGGUGUGUGUGAGGACAGAUCAGCUGGUUGCUGUGGUAAAGAGCUGGAGGAGGGCGGAGCUAAAGACAAAAAUCCUAGCAAACCAGGUGGAGAGAACGACAGGUGUGAUCAUCCGGUCGACAGCGCAGGUCUUUUCUCCUUCAUGACAUUUCAUUGGCUUACUCCUCUGGCCGUACACGCCCGCAGGAAAGGACAGCUCCUAUUGGAUGACAUCUGGCCCGUGUCGCAGAGGGAGGGUUGCCAUGACAACAGCCUGCGGUUGGCGUCUCUGUGGGAGCAGGAGCAGAGGUCAAAGGGCAGCGAGGCGUCUCUGUGUUCGGCGGUCUGGUCUUUCUGUCGGACCCGUCUCCUCCUCUCCAUCCUCUGUCUCACCGUCACACAGCUGGCCGGAUUCAGUGGCCCGGCCUUCGUGGUGAAGCGUCUGCUGGAGUACACCCAGCGGGAGGAGCCAGACCUGGGUUACGGUCUGCUGCUGGUGCUGGGUCUCCUCACCACAGAGCUCGUCCGGUCCUGGUCUCUGGCUCUGACAUGGGCCCUGAACUACAGGACCGGAUCCCGGCUGAGAGGAGCCGUCCUCAGCAUGGCCUUCAACAAGAUCCUCCGACUCCGCAGCGUCAGGGACAAGUCCAUGGGACAGCUGGUGAACAUGUGCUCCAGUGAUGGUCAGAGGAUGUUUGAAGCAGCAGCAGUAGGCAGUCUGUUAGCAGGAGGGCCCCUGGUGGCCGUACUUGGUGUGGCCUACAAUCUGUUCAUACUGGGACCAACGUCUCUACUGGGAUCAGCUGUGUUCAUCCUCUUCUACCCCGCCAUGAUGUUCAGCUCCAGACUGACGGCGUACUUCAGGAGGAAGGGCGUGGCCGUGACCGACAGACGAGUCCAGAAGAUGAACGAGAUCCUCAGCUACAUCAAGUUCAUCAAGAUGUUUGCCUGGGUCAAAGCCUUCUCCCAGGACGUCCACCGUACGUACUCACCUUACACGCGCUCACCUGGGUGGACUGUCACCAUGAGCAUGGGGGGGGCUCCCAUCGUCGUCCAGUCAUCAGCCAGCGGCAUUCUCUCCGCCCAUGUUUUGAUAGGAGACCUGACAGCCGCUCAGGCCUUCACUGUGGUGACUGUGUUCAACGCCAUGACCUUUGCCCUGAAGGUUACUCCGUUUUCAGUCAAAUCUCUGUCUGAAGCUUCAGUGGCCGUGGAGAGAUUCAAGAGUCUCUUCCUGUUGCCGGAGGUCGACAGUGUCCGAGGGUUACCUGGUGAUCCUCAGGUUGCCGUGGAGAUUUGUAGGGCUAGUCUGGCGUGGGAGGGGGGUGGCCAGAGCGCUCAGCCCAGUCCAUGUGUCCGAACAGCUAGCAGACCUCAGCACAGUGGAAGAAGAGCUAAACCGGGCCUGGUGAUCUCCAGUUGCAGAGACAGAGCUGCUGUUCUCCAGGACGACGAGGACGAGGAGCAGGAGGAGGUGACUGGCUCCCUGCUGAGAGGAGGAGGAGAUGUGGCCUCACGCCAAGAGGAACCAGAGGGGGCAAAGGGGGAGGAGGAGACUUGUCCUCCCCUCCUGUCUGUCCCUCCUGUCUCUCAACGCCUUCAGAGUACCCUGCACUGCAUCAACCUGAGCGUCCAGCAGGGGACGCUGGUCGGUGUUUGUGGCAGUGUCGGCAGUGGGAAAACCUCCCUGAUCUCCGCCAUCUUAGGACAGAUGACUGUGUUGGAGGGCAGUGUGGCUGUCAGAGGAAGGCUGGCCUACGUGGCUCAGCAGGCCUGGAUCCUGAACGCAACGCUGAGAGACAACAUCCUGUUUGGACAGGAGUACCACAAGGAGAGGUAUCAGUCCGUGCUGAGCGCCUGCUGUCUCAGACCAGACCUCGCCCUCCUACCCGACGCUGACCUCACAGAGAUCGGGGAACGUGGUGCCAAUCUGAGUGGCGGGCAGCGCCAGCGAAUCAGCUUAGCCCGUGCCCUUUACAGUGACCGGGACGUUUACAUCCUGGACGACCCACUGAGCGCCCUCGAUGCCCACGUGGCCAACCACAUCUUCCACAGCGCCAUCAAGAAGCAGCUCCGCCACAAGACCGUCGUAUUCGUCACCCACCAGCUGCAGUACCUGGUGGACUGUGAUGAUGUCAUCCUGAUGAGGGAGGGGAGCAUAGUGGAGCAGGGUAACCAUGACAACCUGAUGAAACUGAACGGAGAUUACGCCGCCAUGUUCAACCACUUCCAGCUCGGAGACACUCCGUACAUAGAGGCUCCCAGCAGGAAGAGCGGUGGUUCUCAGAGGAAACCAGCAGACAGUAAACCAGGAUCAGUGAAGAAGAACGCACCGGUCGUCAAGGACACCGGGGAGGAGCAGCAGUGUGGGGGCGUGGCCUGGCCAGCGUUUCGGCUGUACAUGGCGGCGUGUGGUGGCUCCGCCUCCUGCCUGCUGAUUCUGGUCCUGUUCGUUUUUAAUGUGGGGAGCUCCGCUUUCUGCCACUGGUGGCUCAGCUACUGGAUCAACCAGGGCAGCGGGAACACCACGGUAAUCCAGGGAAACCACUCUGCGGUAAGCGUCAGCAUGAAGGACAAUCCCAUGAUGCAACACUACGCCGCUGUCUACGCCUCCUCCAUGGGAGUGAUGUUGCUCUUCAAACUCAUCAGAGGCAUUGCCUUCGUCAAGGGAACUCUGCGAGCCGCCUCCAAGCUGCACGACCAGCUUUUCCACAAGAUCCUCCGCUGCCCCAUGAAGUUCUUCGACACGACGCCCACAGGAAUAAUCCUCAACCGCUUCUCCAAGGACAUGGAUGAAGUCGACACCCGCCUGCCCUUCCAGGCUGAGAUGUUCAUCCAGAACGUGAUCCUGGUCUUCUUCUGUCUGGGCGUCAUCAGCUGUGUUUUCCCAUGGUUCCUGGUGGCCGUGGGUCCUCUGGUCUUACUGUUUGCAGCACUUCACAGCGUCUCCAGGGUCUUCAUCCGGGAGCUGAAGCGUCUGGACAAUGUGACGAUGUCGCCCUUCAUGUCCCACAUCACCUCCAGCAUCCAGGGCUUGGCCACGCUGCAGGCCUACAGCAGGGGCCAGGACUUCCUCAAAAGGUACCAGGUUCUACUAGACCAGAACCAGGCUCCGUUCUACCUGUUCAGCUGUGCGAUGCGGUGGCUGGCUGUGCGGCUGGACGUCAUAAGCAUGGCUCUGAUCAGCAUUACUGCCGUGAUGAUGGUCCUGAUGCAUGGACAGAUCCCUCCCGCCUACGCCGGCCUCGCCAUCUCCUACGCCGUGCAGUUAACAGGGUUGUUCCAGUUCACGGUCCGUUUGGCCUCUGAGACCGAAGCUCGCUUCACUUCCGUGGAGAGAAUCCACCACUACAUACAGUCCCUGUCCCAGGAGGCCCCGGCCCGGGUCAAAGGUCGCGCCCCUCCGGCUGACUGGCCCCAACAGGGGGAGCUGAUGUUCAGGGAGGUGGAGAUGAGGUACCGGGAGAACCUCCCUCUGGUCCUGAACAGGAUCUCCUGCACCAUCAGACCCAAAGAGAAGGUCGGCAUCGUGGGCAGGACCGGAUCAGGGAAGUCGUCUCUUGGCGUGGUCUUGUUCAGGCUGGUGGAGCGCUGUGGAGGAUCCAUCCUGAUCGACGGCAUCGACAUCAGUGACAUCGGACUGGCCGACCUCCGCAGCAAGCUGUCAAUCAUCCCCCAGGACCCGGUCCUGUUCAGCGGGACGGUCAGGUCUAAUCUGGACCCCUUUAACCAGUACAGUGAGGAGCAGAUCUGGGAUGCCCUGGGGAGAAGUCACAUGAAGGAGUGUGUGUCCCAGAUGCCCCUGAAGCUGGAGUCGGAGGUGGUGGAGAACGGAGAAAACUUCUCUGUGGGAGAGAGACAGCUACUGUGUGUCGCCAGGGCUCUGCUGAGGCAGUGCAAGGUCCUGAUCCUGGACGAGGCCACAGCAGCAAUAGACGCUGAGACGGACGCUCUGAUCCAGGAGACCAUCAGGACCUCGUUUCAGGACUGCACCACCCUGACCAUCGCUCACCGGCUCCACACCGUCCUUGCCUCCGACCGCAUCAUGGUGCUCAACCAGGGACAGGUGGUGGAGUUUGACGAGCCGUCCAAGCUGCUGGCCAAUGAGAACUCUCGGUUGUGCUCAAUGAUGGCUGCUGUGGAAAACAAGAUCUCUGUCCGAGGAUGAAGACAUACUGAGGACUGAGAGGGGGGUCCGAGGUCACAGCAGGUCAAAGGUCAAGCAUUGAUGUUAGGUCAGCCCUGUCCCAGUGGUCCCGUUAAAACCAGGAUAAACCAGGAGAUGAAGAACAUUUACAGAAACUAAAGGACUGAUCUGGAGGUGCUGUGUCUGUUCCUGUACUGUAUAUUUUAAAGACAAAAACACUGAUCUCAGACCUGCUGUGGUGGGAGAAUAUAGAUCUGUUUGUAGUGGUAUGUUCAGAGUCUGCUCUGACGUCUUUUGAAUCUUUGAUGUCUCAUCAUCAUCUCACUCACCUACUGUUGCCUUUUUGCAACGUGAAGACAUCUUUCUGUUUAAUAGUGUUUUUUUGUCUGUUUUUAUGAGCUGAUAUGAACCAGGCCUUUGGUUAUUAUUCUUUUUAAUGAUCUGUUUUAUUGUCAUAAACACAUUCGGAGUGACUGGUGACCUUGCACCGUAUGAUUGGAUGUUUGGAGACAGAUAGGAGGUUAAAGGACCUUUCCAACAUGAUUUCCUUCUUCUUAAACCUUUAUACUGUCGUAGUGUUUACAAUGAAACAUGGCUCAGCUCAGCUCAUUCAGCUGAACCCACAGUCCAAAACUACUGUGAAUCAGUAUUCGAUCCUGUUGAGUCAGGUGUGAUUCAGGGGCUCUGAGUCAAAGAGCCAAUAUCAUCUGACACAAACCUGUGUCCUGCAGAUGGUGGUAGGAUAUUAUUCAUUUUCAGCAAAAAAAAAAAAAAGAUUGAAAAGACUUUAAGUAGGAAGCAUGUAACCCUGAGUGAAAACCCCUAAAACGACGGUGCCAACCACUGCACGAGCGUGCCGCCCUCAGUCAGAGCGUAAAGCCAUUAUUCCCCGUUUUCCAUUGAGUUUAAUGUGGAAUGAAACCUCAGGUGUGUCCUGCAGGUGUGUUAAUGUUUCUUCUCCUCACCUGUUCGCUUUAAUGUGAGGAUUUCUUUGCUGUGAGCUGCUGUUUCUUUGCUGGAAAAUGUUUUUAUUCUGUUUGUUGAUGCUGCUCUGACACUGUAAAACCCUACUGAUCUAAAUGAUGCUUUUAUCUUUUCUCUUAAUGUGUUGAAUUAGUUUCUGGAAACUGAGUAGACAGAUCGACUGUCAGGACGUUUGUUUUGCAGCCUGGUCUUUAUUUCAGUAGAUGGACAGAUUUGUCUGACCCGUCUGGACAUCUCCUGUCUGACAUCCUGUUUGUCCACAUGUCUCUCCAGCAUCACCGCAGAGGAAGACGUCAUCAUAACUGAUGGACACAACUAAAAAAAUAAAAGCCUGGUUGCGAAGAUAAACAGUUUUCCUUUAAGGAGCUGAGCGAGGCUGAACUCUUCAUGAACCAGAGGAAGUGAAAGACUUUUCACGUCAGCACCAUUUUCUAUCACAUCUGGUUUCUCGAACAGCCUCGUAGAAAACAUCUGUGUGUGUGUGUGUGUGUGUCUGCUGUGUUUUUCUAAAAGCCUUAUAGCAUGACUCGAUACUGCCUUGUUAGCAGGGAAGGGGGGAAGGGGGGGUCUGCCCCGAAAUAUUGUCAAUAAAACUAUUUUAAGAUGAAAAGUUUGUGGUAAU